CUUAAAAAAAAAAAAAAAAAAAAAAAUCAUGACAUAGCACUUGUUGGCGUGGUGUGUUGACUUCUGGAGGUUUGAUAGUUUGACUUGAGUCGCCAAAUAUUCAAAUGAUUAAUGUUAUUAAUUCGGUUUUAUACUGUUAAUAGGUAAUCUACAAGUUGAAGUUAUACUGUAAUAUUCCCAAGCAAGAUGCCGCCACGCGUUGAUGACGUAAUGAAACUGUGUUGUGAGCUAUCCGCAAAUCAACAAGUAAAAACAGCGGUAAAGCAGUCUGGGAAAGGAGCAGCGGCCGCUGGUGGAUUGGCUUUUGCAGGAGGCUUAAUAGGGGGUCCAUUGGGAAUUGCAGUGGGUGGGGCUGUAGGUGGAUUGAUUGGAUGCUGGAUGACGAGCGGGCAGUUUAAACCUCUACCCCAGGUACUCAUGGAACUGACACCUGACCAGCGGCACAGACUCUUUGAGGAUAUUGUAACCAUUUUAGGCUCAAUAACAUGGACUGAUGUUGCACAGCUGACUGCCCUUGUAAUGGGAAACGCCACACUACAGCAGCAAGUGACCGCUGCUCUUCUGAGCUAUAUACAGAAGGAACUUCAAGCUGAAGUGCGUUAUGUAGACUGAUGUAACUUCAUGUUUAUUACGACAUUCAAACAUUAUAAUCAUGUGUCAUACGGGUUUUUUGAUUGGAUGCUUGAGUACAGUAGUUGAAUCUGGCAUACAACAUAUUAGUACUGUAUAAAAAAUGUUUUUAACUUUAUAUGAUACAUUUGAAUCUGUGAAAAACUUAUUUCCUCCACAGGAUAAAAAAGGUAAUUGUGACGGGUUUUUUUUAAUCUUACGAUUAUGACUAUUUUUCUCACAAUUCAGAGUUUAUAUCUGACAAUUCAGACUCUUUUCUUGCAUUUUAGAGAAAAAAACUCAGAAUUACUGCAUGGCAGAAACAAAAAACAUAAUUGUGAUAUGUAAACUCAGAAUUCAGAGUUGUGAGAUAAAAAUAAUGCUACUUAAUCCCACGUAAUUUUGAGAAAAAAAAAUAAUUAUUUAAUGAUGGAAAAAACCCACAGAAUUGUGAGAAUCAAUGUAUAUUCUUUGCAAUAAUAUCCUGACAUAAUGUGCAGCUUGUUUUCAGAACAAAUAGGAAGAUUACACAUUGUAGAAUAUAUGUGAAUGAUAUUGUUGAAUGCAUUUUUUUAAAUAUUUAAUUAAACUUUUUUUUGGUGUUCUGAUA
Messenger RNA from Cyprinus carpio (common carp), 1219 nucleotides. RefSeq names its product protein C19orf12 homolog. The record is from RefSeq and is a predicted model, not a curated record. Lineage: Eukaryota; Metazoa; Chordata; Actinopteri; Cypriniformes; Cyprinidae.